Messenger RNA from Bemisia tabaci, 3120 nucleotides. RefSeq names its product fatty acyl-CoA reductase wat. Gene Ontology annotation, molecular function: alcohol-forming very long-chain fatty acyl-CoA reductase (NADP+) activity. NCBI's taxonomy places the organism in Eukaryota, Metazoa, Arthropoda, Insecta, Hemiptera, Aleyrodidae. Gene Ontology annotation, biological process: long-chain fatty-acyl-CoA metabolic process. Gene Ontology annotation, cellular component: peroxisome. The record is from RefSeq and is a predicted model, not a curated record.
AGAAAUCAGUCCUCAAUCGGUCUUCGGCUUCCUCAAGAGUUCUUUCCGUUCGGUGAUUCCUCGUCAGAUACGCAAGACAACGUGACGGUAGCACAAGUUCGGCGAGUUGGUCGUGAUAGUUCGUGACGUCGAGUUGUGAUAAGUGUCCUUUUUCUGAGUGUUUCGAAACAACAGCGGAUUACGGAUAUCCUCACGAAUUCUCAGACCUGAAGCGCAUUCGAAAUAUUCCCGUGGAGGACAACUGAGCGAAUAUCAUCUGGUCUCCUGGAGUCAUGAAAAAUCGAUGGAAACUAUCUAGCUAGAAAAUUGACGUCCAGUAUUUACUCCCUGUCCAACUCGCUUAGACAAGAUUCCGUAGCUUUCGCUAGACCGUUGCAAAAACAGGAGAAUCUAAGAAUCAAAAUUUCUGAAAACCACAGUUUUUGAGAGCGGAGAAGAUGGCGCCGAAAUCGCAAGACACCAUGACCAGCGAACACAACAGGAUGGUCCGUCCGGUUCAGACGGUGAAGAACAUGAGAAAGUCGAAAUUUUACAAGGACCCUUUGGCCCUUUUGGGCGAGAGGAGUUUCAAAGACCCUGAGGAGAUCCCGGCUGACGUCACUGGAACUCCGAUCCAGGAAUUUUACCGGGAUGCUACGAUCUUCCUGACCGGGGGUACAGGGUUUAUGGGGAAAGUGCUCGUUGAAAAGUUACUGAGAUCCUGCCCACAUAUCAAGCAUGUGUACCUCCUCAUCAGGCCCAAGAAAGGGAAGGAAGUUCACGAGAGACUCGAUGACAUUUUCUCGGACAGGUUGUUCAAAAGGCUGAAGCACGAGGUUCCGAAAUACCACCAUAAAGUCUCGGCCAUCGUCGGUGAUUGCUCCCUGCCGGCCCUAGGGAUCAGUCAGCAGGACAGGGAUCGCCUUAUUGAGGAGGUCAACAUCAUCUUCCACGGCGCGGCCACUGUCAGAUUCAACGAACCACUCAAGCAAGCCCUCAAAAUCAACGUAGAGGGAACCAGGAGUAUUCUCCAACUAGCCAAGCAAGUCAAAUGUCUCAAGUCAGUCGUUCAUGUUUCAACGGCGUUUGCAAACUGUCCGAACAAAGAAAUAGACGAAAAAUUCUACGCUCAGCCGAAAACCUAUGAGGAAAUACUUAAAUCGGUUAAAGAUUGCACUGACGAAGAAAUUGAAGCGGAUCUACCCAAGUUUAUUGGGAAUUGGCCAAACACGUAUACAUUCACCAAAGCUACCGCUGAGAACGUAGUUAAAAUCGAAGGUGCAGGAUUGCCACUGGCAGUGUUCCGACCAGCUGUUGUAAUAACGACGUACCAAGAACCAAUCCGAGGCUGGAUUGAUAACUUGUACGGACCUGUUGGUUUGAUCAUCGGUGCCGGAACUGGGGUUCUGCACACAUUUUACCUGAAUAAAAAGACUGUCACAGACAUGGUUCCUGUGGAUUUGACUGUUAACUCGCUCAUCGCCACAGCAUGGAAGACUGGAGAAACUGCAAGGAUACAAGAGACGACACCGAUCUACAAUUACGUGUCAUCAGCACAGAAUCCAGUUUCCUGGGGAGAAUUCAUCUCGCUCAAUCAAAAAACGGGAAUCCUUUGGCCAACUGUUAGAGCUAUCUGGUAUUAUUCCUUCUGGCCGACGAACAAUAAAUUAUUGUUUACGCUUGCAACAUUUCUUUUCCACACAUUGCCCGGGAUUCUAAUGGAUUUCAUAUGUAAAUUGACUGGACGUAAGCCAAUGUUGGGAAAAAUUUACGAUCGUUUGUCAAAAGUUGGUGACACUUUGGAGUACUUUGCAACGCAAGAGUGGAAAUUUACCAACUACAACGUACAGAAUCUUUGGAAAGAAAUGACACCGGAGGACCAAAGCAUAUUCUUCUUCGACAUGGAGCAAAUGUCAUGGAGAUAUCAGACUGAGGCACUCUGUCUAGGUCUCCGAGUUUACAUGCUCAAGGAUGAUGUUGAUACCCUUCCUAAAGCCAGAAAGAAGUGGAACAGAUUAUACUACGCCCACUGUUUACUGAAAGGCGCUGUCGGGCUAAUCUUAUGUCAAAUUGCAGUAUCGACAUCUCUUUACAUCGUUCGCAAUUUCACUUCAUGAUAUCAUCCACAAAGACAAGUGUCCCUGAUCUCACUCACACUAGAUUGUGAUAGGCAAUCACUAUCACCGGACCCUGGUAAUAUAUGCAAUGCAAAAUUACGAAUGAAUACAAUUUCUAUGAUUGGAUGGUUGUUAUUAGAGGACUAGUCUGGACAACCAUGCACAAAGCUCUCGAUGUGAAAAACACUCUUUAUAAGCCGGUAAAAUAUCAAAUUAUUUACCAAAUUUUGAGCCAUUACUAUCCAUAACCAUGACUGAAGUAAGCUUCAACUCCUUUGAUCAAUCUGGUGGGAAAGAGAUCAUUCAUUUUAUUCUUGUAUCUCACUUCUACCCUCGUAAAAGUGAGUUAAAUAUUAGACUGACACCAGCGUGAUCUUGCUGACAUCAAACUGAUCUGACUGACAUUGGGCUGAUAACACUGAUUUUAGUUUGAUGAUAUUGGCUUUAGGUAAUAAAAUAGUUUAAACCAGCCAAGUAUUCACGGAAAAACGAGCAACUUGGCUUCUCACAUGGUCACACAUAGACACAUUUUGUCAGUGUAAAAUCGACGUCAAACUGAUUUUAUACUGUUUAUAGACUAAAAGCGAACGAGAAUUUUCAAAAAUUAGCCUGAUGUCACCCUAACUCAAAUUUACCUGAAUUUUUAUUUACAACUAUACUCAUGAUAGUUGAAGCGUAAAGAGAUCAAUCAAUUUGAUUCUACUUUGGAGAAGCAAAAGUUUACUUGGAAACCGGUGAAUUUUCACUUAUUGAAAUAAUUUAAUUUUGUACUUAAUCUGCGCAACAUCAUUCAGCCCACCAUGCUAGAUUGUCAGUGAUACAUUUAUUUCUGUUUCAAUACAUAUAGCUUAAGAGGUUGUUUAGAAUACGGAAUGAAUAGGCCGUAAGCCCCAAAUUAUUUCGAUACCAUAAUGCUUUAGUCUCUUUACCUUUAAUUUAAAACUGUCCUUAUUAAUUUAAAAUUGUUAGUUUUAGGUGUUAUUAUUUAUUUAAAUAAAUGACUGUGAAAUACUUUGAAACAGUA